CACAGCGGCUGUGACAGUCCAGCGGGCAGGCGGUGGUGGCGCCCUGUGUCUGGCCCUUCUGGUGUGCACUGCAACCUAACCCUACUCCCCAGAGGAUCAGAUAGUGAUAAGUUAUGGCCAGAUUGCCUCUGUGUAAAAAGCAAAACAAGGCCUUAUAUGACAGUGUUGUGGUAGAUCAGGGGUGGCGCAGGCGAGACGUGGCAGCGCCGCUAUCGUUAGUAAACAUGUCGACACAGACACAAUGGCACUGGAACCUGCUGCCUAGCGUUAUAUUGAUAGAAAUCCUCGCCUACCUCCCUUUGUCUGACAGAAUCAGUGCUUGUUCCACGUGCAAGGCGUGGCGCUCCGCCCUGUUUCACCCUAGCUUCUGGCGCAGGAUAGAACUGGUGUUCGUGGCAGGCGAGUGGCGGCGGCUGGAGCGGUCAAGGUUUGUGGCCUCCUGGGCUGCCAGGAAACUACGGUCUUGUGUCAUUCACUUUGAGACGGUCAAUACCAACUGCCUGGUGGAAGUGGAUCACGUGCUUCUCAAGAUCACCAGGAACCCACAAGUGGAAGAACUUAUAUUGCUCCCAAGCCAUUGCCACACCUUCACCAAAGGCCACGACAGACCUUACUACUUACGUCACAACAACAACAACAACAAUAACAACAAAAAUAAUGCCAGUCACCCACGGUGUCUUCCCUGUUCAAGAUCAUCCUACCAGUUCAUUGAAAGUGCCCAGGAGUCUCUGCAGAGCAUCAUCAGCAAUAGCAGAAAUCUGCGUACCCUGGUGCUGGGCUGUAUCCAGGAUCUGACAGACCAGGCAGAUAUAUUUCUUCCUCUCCUGGCACACCACCAGUUCAAUUCCAUCUCCACUCUUGGGUUGGCCUCAGUGAAGUAUGACCCAAACUCCUACGCCCUGUUGGACAUACCACCAGACAACUUUGCUUCUUUCACAGCUUUACAGGUAUUAACAUUAGAUUAUGACUACAUGAGUGACCGUCUCCUGGGUGUGCUGGCAACGCCCUACACCUGCCCCCUGCGGCGCCUGGUGCUGCACGUCCACGGCAUUGACCAGACCCACCAGGGCACCUCAGAGUACAUGUGGUAUUGCUUCAAGCAGCAGCAUCCACAGUGCUCGCUAGUGGUGACUCUGAUGCACUCCUAUGAUGGGGUGGAACAGUUGGGGUCAGGCCUGCUGCACCCAUCCAUGCCUCUCACGCACUUCAGGGCCUUCUUCUGUGAAUGGAUCAACAUCGCAGCACUGCGUCUAAUGAGCAACUGGUACAGUGAGACGCUGCGGCACCUGAUGUGGGUGGACUCCCUGGACCACAGUGGCUGGGGAAUGCUGACUGAAGGCCGUGAUGAGGAUCAGGAGACUCCAGACCCACUUGUCAUGCUGGCCUGGAAGUGCAAGCACCUGGAACACCUCACAUUAUUUGGCUACGGGUAUGGUGGCAGUGACAUCGUGGCCAUUGCAAGACUCCGAGGUCCUGGGCUGAAGAAGCUGUGGAUCCCAGAAGACUGUUUGGAGGCAGAUGAGUCCCAUGAACUAGCCAAUGAGGAGGAUGUUGACAACAUUGCUGAGGAUGUCUCUGCUGGUUUGGGAAGGACUUGGCGACCACUGACACUCUCAGAGCUCCAUCCCUGUGUACGCACGGCUAACAGUGCAGAUACUGACCAGUAUAUCCUACCAAUCGUUCUUUCGGACACUAUAUUAAGUUGAGAACACAAAGAAGAAUAACAAAGAUGAAUACAGGGCCACCAGACUAACCUGGUGCCUCCAAAGCUGUUGAACAAAAGCACAAAUGUUGGCCUGAACUGCAUACCCAAUUAACUCUUCCUAUACAUCCAAACCUUUCACUCAUUAAGAAGGUGCAGGUAAUGUGUGAAGCAAUUGGAAUGACAAGUGAAAAAUUACCCUUGUGUUUAAGUGAAACAUCUUGGGAAAGAUUCUGUAAUCCCUAACUUUCACAAAAGAUUGCACCUGCAUUCUUGUCUUUCUAUUGUAUGGUUAGGUUUUCUUUCUACGAUAUGAACUAGCAGAACUCAAAAUGUGAUAGUAAACAGUACUGGGGACUUGCCCAUUUAUUUUGUAAGGGUCACGACUAUAUCUGUAGUAUAGAAUUUCAGAGGGUGUCCUCACCUAAUAUAUUUUUACUGGUAUAUAAUUUCCUCUGAGGUACUUGGGUGGCCUUUAUGUUUGUUAAAAUCACUCUUCAGUUGUAGUGUUAUUCUGACACUGGGCAGGAUGACUUUGCCUGUGUCUUUAUGUAGACCUCACUUCCUCCAGGUCUUUACCAUCAGUGAUGCCAUAUUAGGUUCUCAUCUUUUGAGGUACCUUGCUUCCUUUACAUUAUAUGAAGAAGUUUAUCUAUACAUCUCUUAUGUUGAUGUGUUAUACAGAUGGAUUAUACAAGAAUUAUUCUAUUUUCAUAUAUUGUUUGUCUGUGUUUCUAGAUGCUAAAGUACUUCUUGUGUGUGUGUCAGUUAAAGGUUUUAUUUUGCAUUAUUUUAAAUACUAUAACUAGAAUUUUCAACUAGCUACUUACCUUUACCACUUUUUAAGGUAAGCCAUCUACUGGGUACUUUGAGGCAUUUUGAUCACCUGGCUUUACCACUCUUGUAAGGUAUCAUCUUUGAGGCGUCUCCCCUCACCAGGUAAGCUUCCCACCAGUCACGUGCUGGCCACCACUCUUCUGGUGAAGACAGUCACCUAAUAAAAAAUAUGUGGUCUGUCUUGCAUCAUCAGUCCUCCAAAGGGAGAUGAAACCAUUACAUCCCUUGAGCCACCAGGUCAGUUUUUCAUAUACAUCUUUUUUCUUUCAUUCUUGGACUUGUUUUUUCCAAAGCUGUGUCAUGCGAAUGGCCAAUGUUUCUCCCAGAUGGAGAUUAGUACAUCCAAUCAUGAUUCCUAUUCUUAUAUACUUGUAUCAUAUGUAGUUUUAAACUUUGUUAGAUAUGGAUUAUUGGUUUUAUUUUUAGAGAAAUCAACUGGAGAUUUAUUUCUCCUUAUUUUGAAUUGAGAUUUUUAAAAGUACUAUUGUGAUUUGAGAUGCACAAAUGUAUUAUUUGUUUUCUAAAGUGAACCUCAGCAAGGUAAGAAGGGCUUUACCUGCAUUAGGAAGUAAUGAUUCCACUACAGGAGUAAGUGGCAAUUGAUCAUCUCCAUGAUCCAUCUUGUUUCUGUGAUACUGUUCAUGCAACAUGUUAUAGCGUGUUGCAGCACUCAAUGUGAAGUAGACUAUUAACUGUGUAAAGCACUGAAGACACGGACCAAAGUUUCCACACAAGCAGAACAAAACUAUUGGAAUGUUGGCAUAUCAUUUGAUUUUGUAUGAUCCUUAUAGGUUUGUAAUUAUAUCAUUAGGUGUUACAGUGUAAAAAGUGUGGUUCUGAUGGUUUCAAAUUAUUUCAAAGUAAUGCUAACAUUUUUUUAAGGUAUACAGUGUGCCAAUCAGGUGUUGGCUCAGUGUUUCUGUGUAAUAUUCAUUGAAUGUGAAAAUGUUGGUAUUGCUCACUAAAAUUUUACAGACACAGCAAAGAAAAAUAGUCAACACAAUACUUGUCACCUGUGAUCCAGCCUCUCCAGGCUCCAAAGUGAGACUAGGUUAACUUGACCCUUCCUUGCUACUGACUGUACCAAAUGUACUAUUACUAUGAGCUAUGCCACAAAGGUGCUUUAUGAGCCUUUUUAAAGUUGCAGUCUCUAGCAUGUAGCUAAUAGAAUAGCAGGAAAGAUAAUUGUCUUUCUCUUGGCAUCAAUCUAUUGUAUAUGUUGUAAGGUGAGCUCCCCUUUAAGUGAAGGUUGCCUAUCA
This is a messenger RNA of Scylla paramamosain (green mud crab), 3798 nucleotides long. RefSeq names its product F-box only protein 33-like. Gene Ontology annotation, biological process: positive regulation of protein ubiquitination. The transcript is spliced from 9 exons. Gene Ontology annotation, molecular function: protein binding. NCBI's taxonomy places the organism in Eukaryota, Metazoa, Arthropoda, Malacostraca, Decapoda, Portunidae. The record is from RefSeq and is a predicted model, not a curated record. Bases 114 to 1706 code for a protein of 530 amino acids.